AUGCACAUUGACGAAAUACGGAGUCCAAACAAAGAUGUGCGGAUGGGAAAGAGCCAGCGAUUAGCAGCCAAUGGCAGGCAAGCGAACGCUGCUGAUGCCGAUCCCGAUUCCGAUCCCUCGGUUCCUCGGAUGCUCGGAUGAUCGGCUGCCAUGGAUGCCCGGUGUCGGAUCCCCUGAAACGACGACGACGACGAGGACGGAAACCACUUGACGCUGCCAGACAGUCUGACGGCGACAAGUAGCUGCGGUUGGCAGUGCUUAAAUGUUCGCGCCCCGGUCCGCAUCCUUUUAGUCGAUCAGCAAGUGAGGAUGAGCAAGGACGCGAGUGUUAGGAUUUGCCAGCAGCGGGAACGACGUCUCCUGCGUACGCCCAAGUGUGCCAGGUGUCGCAAUCACGGCGUCAUCUCCUGUGUCAAAGGUCACAAGCGUUUGUGCCGCUGGCGCGAAUGCUGUUGCCCCAAUUGCCAACUGGUCGUCGAUCGCCAGCGUGUUAUGGCCGCCCAGGUGGCCCUGCGGCGCCAGCAAACGAUGGAGGCCCUGGAGGCCACCACCACCACAUCGGCCACAAAAUCAACGCUCAUACCGCCGGCCAGCGCCAACAGCUCCAGCAGCGAGGGCGAGGAUUCGCUGGCCUCCACAUCACCACCGCCGGCACAGCCACAUUCACAUACCCAUCCCCAACCACAUCCGCAUCCACCAUCUUGCGCUGGCACCUCAUCCUCAUCCGCCACCCGCCAGGCUCUGCUGGCCCAGAAGAGGAUCUACAAGCAGCGACUACGCAGCCUGCAGCAGUCCACGCUCCACAUCACCGCUGCCAUGGAAGAGUACAAACAGCGAUUUCCCACGUUCAGCUCGCCAUUGAUGGAGCGCAUGCGCAAACGGCGGGCGUUCGCCGAUCCGGAACUGAACCACGUCAUGGAGGCGACGCUGGGCGGGAACGCUUUGUACUUUGCCACCGUUGCCGCCGCCGCCGCAUGCGCCCCCGUUCUUCACCAGGAGCAGCACAUUUAUCCAUCGUUGCCGCCGACGAUACCGCUAACGAUACCGCCCACAAAUCCAGCGAUGACCACGCCCGCGGUCACCGCCUCCUCCUCCUCCUCCUCCUCCUCCUCCUCCGCCACUGCAAAGAAGCCCAAGCUGAGCUUCUCCAUUGAGUCCAUCAUGGGCAUCAGCACGUAG
Drosophila santomea is the source of this 1179-nucleotide messenger RNA. It is a transcript of the gene dmrt11E, whose product is annotated as doublesex and mab-3 related transcription factor 3, truncated. Gene Ontology annotation, cellular component: nucleus. The record is from RefSeq and is a predicted model, not a curated record. NCBI's taxonomy places the organism in Eukaryota, Metazoa, Arthropoda, Insecta, Diptera, Drosophilidae. Gene Ontology annotation, biological process: sex differentiation; regulation of transcription by RNA polymerase II. Gene Ontology annotation, molecular function: RNA polymerase II cis-regulatory region sequence-specific DNA binding; DNA-binding transcription factor activity, RNA polymerase II-specific.